Messenger RNA from Penicillium brevicompactum, 3576 nucleotides. RefSeq lists its product as uncharacterized. Lineage: Eukaryota; Fungi; Ascomycota; Eurotiomycetes; Eurotiales; Aspergillaceae. The record is from RefSeq and is a predicted model, not a curated record. The transcript is spliced from 4 exons. The coding region runs from base 1 to 3576 and encodes 1191 amino acids.
AUGGAACAAUCUAUGUUCACAGAUGCGGAAGCACAACUGACAACUGAGCGGCGCCUGAAGUACCAAGGAACUGCCAAGAUAGAUCUGAGCCAGAUUACAUGUCACCCAUGCGUGGCUCGACAACUGGACCAAAAGAAUGUUGAGAGACUAUGCGAGGUAUUUCGGAAGGAUGGCUGUAAUCGACUUGACGUGCAACAUCAUGUUACAGCUGUUGUAACCCGCCGACACUUGAAGCACGCCCGGCGGGAGGCACAGAUAACCGCGGAGGAAUUGCUGACUAAUCGACCUGAUAAAUACCCGUUCCUUUCUUUCCCCUCCAGCCAAAUCCAGUGUCUACAUGGUCAACACCGCCUGCAUGCUGCAACAGAAGUCCUUGCUCCUAGUGAGCGAUGGUGGACGGUGGACCUCUAUCUAGAUGACAUUAGCCAUGAAUUACGAAGUACCCUAGUCGAUGAAUAUGCAAACGAGAAGACACCCACUGAUGGAGACAUAUACCGCAAAAUCCGACAAUACCAAAGCGAGCAUAAUGCAGCGUUCCAGAAGCGGUGGUGGACGCGUCUUUCGGAAAAUAAAGCUAAGCGUUUGCGACAACUGAUGUCUCCUGACAACGUCGACAUUUGUGCCGCCUUUGAUGCCCUACUUCCCAUUCCAGGUCUGUGGAAUGGCCUGAGUAUCGGCUCUCUCAAUCGUGUACUAGCAUUGAAGUGCGAUGAAGAAAUUAUCCACUAUUUACAACAUGUGGAAAGAUUCUGGUCGACUCUAAUGGAUGGCGAUCGACAUCAGAUGGCCAAAAUCGACAUUCAUACCGUGGAAAAGCUUCAACUGAGAGCCCCAGCGGCAUGUUCUGCGGAUGCGAGAGAAGUCAAAGGCUAUAUACUCAGCGGUGAGGUCUUCUCCCAGUUUGAGGAGACUGAACGACCUAGAAUAUGGGAUCGAAUGUCCAGUUAUGACGGGAUCAUUCCUUCAAUUCACACCUUUUUCCGCGAUACUACUUAUCUCGAGGCGUGCGCAACCGGCGUGCGGCAGUUUGCUGUUCUGAGCAAGAGCCAGCCAACAGGGGCAUGUCUCGUGCAGACAUCAGAUGCGAGCUUUCGGAAUCACACAGGCCCAAGCACGGACUCUUUUGAACUUGCCUAUCGACAAAUCUGGUUAUUUGCUAUGCGUCAUUACCCGGAAAUGGCCAAAGAUGCUACCAGCAAGAAAGUUGUCGCCAAGACCAUCCGCGGAAGAGCGGACGAAGUAGUGCUCCACAAUAUGGCUACACUCGCACAGAAAUUGGGAUUUGACUCUUUGCCGGUCACUGAAAUGUUGAACUGUUCUCCCGACCGAAGAAUUGCUCGCGAAGCUCUACUCAAGGCCCGAAAACCGGGUAGCUACCGAUAUGACCCCGUCACAUUCGAUUCACUCAUUGACCGAUUAGUGGAGUGUUUUGGUACCGCGGUCGCUCACGAAGCAUUACCAUCGCCAGAGUUCGUUCUUGAAAGGACACCAACGCUUUCACGUCGUUGUGGUCCCCCACUCGAGCAUGUGCAGCCGAUAGAUCGACCUCACCUUUUCCUAGACAAAGUGCAUUCCAAAGAAGCGACAGGGCCGCAGACUAUCUCCUCCUUUUUUGUGAGACAAUGCGUGUACUUUGCUUUCUUUGACAAGCCUUUGACAUGGACACAAAGUCAAGACCAUGAUCAAGCUUCGCCUGAGCUGCUGCAAACGGACAUUUCUAGAUCCCCUCUGUUCGUACCAGUUGAUGACCUGCCAAGUAACCCACGAGUGGUCCCAGCUAUGGGAUCAGCUUCACAAAGACAAUCACGCCGAGAGCAACGCCAAGAACGACGCCGUCGAAGACAGGCAACUGGAAACCGGUCACACCGAGACCGGCGACAGGAAAUUGUUGAAGAAAUACAUCCUGCCGCUCCGGCCGAUCCAGUUGACUCCAUCACUGCUGAUCAUGAUAUGGGUAUGAAUGACGUCGCUCAUGUUGUUCCUGGUGGUGCAGACAUUUCCAUGGCAGGAUCUUCCAGUGAGAGUCACAUCGGCGGGAAUGAUCAUUUAGCGAUACAGAACGAGUUAUUCCGCGACACCAGAAGAGAUGUUGAGGAGGACCCAGAGCUUUUGCCAAAUGUCGAGCAAGACGAGCAAGCGCUUGCUCAAGUCAGUGACACAAGGCGUAACUUGGGAGACAUCGUACACGAACCAUCAACUGACAGUCCAAAUGGCCAUGAUACUGCAGAGCGACAAACGGAAGUGAACGAGGAUACCGCCUCGCAAUAUUCUCAGGACUCUUCACGAAGCGGCGAGAACGACUCAAUGGAAUAUGUGGAGUUCGUCGUGCCUGCUGAGAUGCAAGACCGGUUGACAAGAGGGCUGUCUUCUGAUACAGAUCUGCAACUCACGUCGAGCCCUGUCGAGGCGGAUGGCGAAAGCCUGAAUCAAAGGACUGAGGAAAGAGAGAUUGCGCAAGAUGCAGUACAACAAGCCCUUCAGGUGCUUGAGCAAGAAGCAGAGACACGGGCACUUACUAGUGUAAAAAGAUCAGAAAAGCAGUUUGCUACGUCGACCGAUGAGCCAGCUGCUUCAUUAGUGCUUCCCAGCCCAGGUGUGGGACCGGCUGUGGACGCAUUAGCUGAAUCUCGCAUAUCGAAUGAACAUUCGCCAGCCACAACUCCGGAUCCUGACCCGAUUGUUCGGCAAGGUCGAGUGCCACGAAGCGCCCGAGCAGCAAAGGCCAUCACUCAAAUUGAUUUGACUGGGCUGGAUGCAGCAAUUAUUGUGGGAGAGGAUGGACCCGACCAGCAAGAGCAGGCUGAGUCAGCAAUCAUCGGUCAGGCUGCGAUUUCAACCCCUCUUGGUCACCAGGAAUCGUCGGACCAUGAACAGGGCACAGACAAUAUGGGACCUCGCGAGUUUCUGAGCGAUUUACCUGAUCCUUCGGCCUCAAAUCCGAUCAUAGGUGAAUCUACUGGCCCGCCUCGACCCGCAGCGCUUCAGAUUUCAGCAGGGGCCACGGGAGAGGGCGGGACCAGCCAACGAGAACAAGCAGAUGUCCAAAUAACCCAUCAUGAUAUGGCAUCACCAGUCUCUAAGCCUCAGCAACCCAAAGAGCAUGUUCGACAGACGAACAAGAAGCUACGCGAAAAUAAGGAUGACUCGCAAGAGGCUCCCGCCUCAGGCCAAAACGUAAGUGAAUUCACAGUUCCACCUCUGCCGGAAGCGCUUCACCCACGUCGGAACCCUCCACCCAAUGCAAUCUCGAUUACUUUCAAAAUUUAUGAGAAUGGAGGAUGGCAUGUGACGGACCAAGUGCCGGUCAACCCGAAUGACCCAUCGGAAGCACAUCGUAUAGCCCACAAGUAUGCCCGCAAGGACAACAAACAUGCGCGCUUCUACAACAAGAACUUACGACUAGUCAGCGCUGCUCAAUGUGUCCGGGCCGCGAUGGAUGAUGGAUCGAAUACCGUCCUCAUGAGCCUACAACAGGGUCUCGUAGUGACACGAGCCAAAGUGGCUGCGGUGGCCGAGAUGAUGAAAGCGGACGCUCAGAGAAGGGCAGCAACUGAUGCUGAUGAUAUAAUAACGUAG